UAUUUAGGUCACAAGUUCACAAUAAUAUAAAAAGCAAACUAGGCUAAACAUUUUCAAUUCCAUCACAACACAAAGAUGAUUAAGAUCAUGAAGCUCUUUGCACUAACAAUGGUAGUUACACUGCUUCUUCUUGCAUCUGGUCUUGCCCAAGCUAGGACCGAGCCUAUUCAAACCGACUCUAAUCCAAUCCAUAUACCACCCUCCUUCCCAACCGAGCCAUUUCCUCCUCCAAAACCAAACCAGGAUGAAAAGAUAUCAGUGGAGCAGUUCCCAAUCCCAAUUCCAAAAAAUUGUCCGCCGGGCUUCCCUGGAUGCCCACCAGCAAGUUCUUAA
Brassica oleracea var. oleracea is the source of this 333-nucleotide messenger RNA. RefSeq lists its product as uncharacterized. The record is from RefSeq and is a predicted model, not a curated record. The transcript has a single exon. The coding region runs from base 76 to 333 and encodes 85 amino acids. NCBI's taxonomy places the organism in Eukaryota, Viridiplantae, Streptophyta, Magnoliopsida, Brassicales, Brassicaceae.